This is a messenger RNA of Penicillium alfredii, 1680 nucleotides long. Its product is annotated as carotenoid oxygenase family protein. Lineage: Eukaryota; Fungi; Ascomycota; Eurotiomycetes; Eurotiales; Aspergillaceae. The transcript is spliced from 2 exons. The record is from RefSeq and is a predicted model, not a curated record. Gene Ontology annotation, molecular function: carotenoid dioxygenase activity. Bases 1 to 1680 code for a protein of 559 amino acids. Gene Ontology annotation, biological process: carotene catabolic process.
AUGCCUGCAGCUUCAGUGGCCCCUGAUGAAACUCAGGCUGCCGAGGAACACUAUAACAAUUGGCCAAAUACUCAAGGCUUCGACCCCGAGUACGAAGAACGCAAGCCGGUUGAACUCCCUGUGACUGGGCAGAUCCCAGUUUAUGCUGCCGGAACCUUGUAUCGUACCGGUCCUGGAAAAAGCAAAGUCGAGACGGAAAAAGGGGAAUCCUUUCAAUUGUCUCACUGGUUCGAUGGGUUUAACCAGAUGCAUCGCUUCCAGAUCAUGGCCCCAGAUGACUCCCACCCAUCCACUCGCGUUUUCUACAACUCCCGAUUCUCAACCGAUGCUCUGAUCGAGGAGGUGCGGAAGACGGGAUCUUUGGUGAAACUCGGCUUCGGCCAGAAACGCGAUCCCUGCAAGAGUGUGUUCGGUAAGAUCCAAAGCGAAUAUGUCCCAAAUCACACUCCAUCCUCAAUGAACAUUGGCGUGACACUUUCUGUCAACAUGCCCGGACUCGGAGAUAAUCCCGGAGAGGAAUCAACCCAGCGUUGGGCUAGUUCCAAGGGGGUCAAGACCCUCUAUGCCAAAACCGAUUACAACGCCUUUGCAAAGAUCGACCCGGAGAGUUUGGAGCCUAUUGGCCUCGCUUCUCAGGCUAAUCUUCAUCCUGACCUUAACGGACCCCUGUCGGCAUCGCACGCCCGAUCGGAUCCCGUCACUGGAGAUGUGUUCAACUUCAAUCUCACAGUUGGUCAAGUUUCAACAUACCGAGUUUUCGGCGUGUCUGCCUCGACGGGAAAAACGACAAUCCUUGCUACUUUCCCAGGAAUUCCGGCAUAUCUUCAUUCGCUGCUGAUCACCGAAGAUUAUGUGUUGCUCUGUGUCUGGAAUGCGCAUCUGAAUCCACUGGCCUUUGCCGAUGGGUCUUUCAUGGAUGCAAUCAUCCCCACGGACUCGAAUAAGCCGGCGACAUGGUAUGUCAUUGACCGCAAACACGGACGGGGACUAGUUACAACGUAUGAAAGCCCUGCAUUCUUUUGCUUCCACACCAUCAACGCAUGGCAGGAGCCGUCUAAGGAGGACCCUGGCAAGGUGGACAUCGUUGCGGACUUGGUCAAGUUGGAGAGUACCGAAUUCUUGAAGACUCUAUACUACGAAAACCUCAUUUCCAUGUCAGCCACGGCCAAGGCUCUACAGGAGGAAAGAGACGAUUCUUUGCGUUCGUCUUUCGCACGGUUCCGCCUGCCGGCCGUGCCUUCAGCCCCAGUGGCCGAUAUCAAACAAGCCAAAGAGGAAUGGGUCAUCUGCAAAGCAUUCUCGCCGGAAUUGCCGACGAUGAACCCCACGCUUGUAACCCAGAAACACCGAUAUGUAUAUUCUACCACAUUCCGUGGCGAAGCAACCAUCAUAGACGGUAUUAUGAAACUCGACUGCGAUACCCACGAAACUCGUCUGUGGACGCGCCACGGCCACUCAACCGGCGAGCCGAUCUUUGUCGCUAACCCGGAUGGUGUUAGCGAGGACGACGGAGUGCUUCUCAGUGUGGUGCUGGACGGAAUGCGAGGCAAAAGCUAUCUUUUGUGUCUGGAUGCUCGAGACUUGACCGAGCUGGGCCGUGCGGAUGUGAAUGGCGCUAUAGGAUUUGGAUUUCAUGGACAACAUAUCCCGAAGAUCGGUGUGCCCUCUGGCGAUUACUAG